This is a messenger RNA of Xenopus tropicalis (tropical clawed frog), 1532 nucleotides long. RefSeq lists its product as hypothetical. The record is from RefSeq and is a predicted model, not a curated record. The coding region runs from base 245 to 1438 and encodes 397 amino acids. Gene Ontology annotation, biological process: SCF-dependent proteasomal ubiquitin-dependent protein catabolic process. Lineage: Eukaryota; Metazoa; Chordata; Amphibia; Anura; Pipidae. The transcript has 2 exons.
UUCCGGGUAGGCGAGUAGUCAGUUUCCCGGAGUAGAAAGAUGGCGGCUCGCAGGAAUCGGUUGAGUUCUCCGCUAAGCUUUAUUGUCAACUGAUCUCCGGGAACAGCACAAACGGACUCCGGGGCAUGUGAGCGGCAGGCGGGCGGUGUAACAGACCGUGAGCCAUUAUGGUGAGAUGCAGGCUGAAGGUGAGUGAGGUGCGAGUGGCCCCGCAGAGCAUGUAGCGCCCCCUCCCUGUGGAACAAUGUCGUGUCGCCAGAGGAAGCUGCAGCGGCCGGACCCUUCCCCCGGGGCCCAGGGGCCCCCCCAGACCGGGGACCCCUCUUCCCUUGACGCUGCUGUUGGAACCUGCGCACCGAGGGGCCCGAGAGCCAAGGGCCCGGCCACCUUCCCGUUCAACCAGUUGCCCAUAGAUUGUCAGCUCCACGUGUUCUCGUUCCUGUCGGAGGUGGAGAAGUGCACGGCGGCGCUGGUUUGUUCCGGAUGGAGCCGACUCAUGCGCACCCCCCGAUUGUGGCGCGUGGCGGACUUCAUGCGACUCGGCGCCUUCCUGUCGGGGAUGGACGGGGUGGUGGUGUCGGUGAGGGAGUUUGAGCGCUGGAAGGAGUGGGUGCACCAGUACGCCUACCAUCUCAGCGCCCGCGGUGCCAGCCUCCUGCUCCUCCGUGCCAGCUUCGACCUGGGCGACCAGCGCACCAAAUGGGCCGACUUCCUCCUCAACUUCCUGGAGAGCGUCCACUGCGGGGAACUGAAGGAGCUGGAGUUGAACUGGACCCUGACCCACCUGGAGCCGCUGGACUUCUACCCCCCGGGCAGCAUGGCGCAGAUCUGCCUGGCAAAGACCGACCAGUUCAACAGUUUCCAGACCCUGUUUGAGCGGCUGACGCGCUGGUCCCCCAAACUGAGCCGCAUGAAGCUGCCGUUCGAUUGGUCGGAGCACUCGGUGGCCCUCCUCACCCAGUUCCAGCACCUCAGCACCCUGGAGCUCAACUACUUCUGGGUCUUCAAGGGGGUCCAGCCGGAGACGAUGCAGCAACUGACCCGCUCGCUGCCCAAUCUCAAGGCCUUGAUCCUGCAGGUUCUGGUGCCGGUGAAGGACCUCGGCGUCUCUUACCCUCUGGAGUCCAAGUCCCUGGAGUUCCUGGACGUGUCCCAGAGCCGGGGGCUGGUCUUCAGCCAUUUGGACCUUCCGGCCUUGCGAGAGCUCCGGGUGAAGAAGACCAUAAGGGGGAUCAUAUUAAACCGCAGGACUCGGGUGGCUCUGCAGACUCGCUGGUCCUGUCUGUACGACCUGCUCAGGGUGGGGACCCCCAAACUCCAGCUCUUCAACUCCCAUAGGCUGCGGCCCCAUUGGCAGACUCAGGCCUACCUGGAACUGAGUGAGGUUCUGCUCCAGUCCUGUUACUGCAUCCAGCACACCGACACCUGGUUACUGUGACCCAACGGGGCCGCUGAGGACUCUGGGAAAUAAAGUGACUUUUAUAUUUUGGGAGCUAAGGGGGCGGGACCAAUAAACAUUCUCUUGGCUCCAU